UGAGCGGCCAUGUGGGUGCUGGAAAUCACACCUGGUCCUCUGGAAGAGCCCCCAGUGUUUUAACUGACAAGCCGCCUUUCUGUCCUUGUUUCCGGUCCCCGUGGAGUUGUCUCUGCAGCAGUGUCACACACAGAAUCACACGUGUGGCCCCGAGGCUUCUUCCACCUGCUGAGACUCCUCUCUACCGUGGGUUCACAGCUUAGUCCUUUGCCCACUCUACCCAGAGGGACAUCAGAUUGUUUCUGUAUUCUGCGGCUUCCACGUGAACAACUCUAAAGUCUCCUUGAUGGCGGAGAUAUGGCUCAGUUGGUAGAGGGCUCCAUGGUCACAAAAUCCUGGUGAGAUUGCCAACACCUGUCAUCCCAGCACUUAGUAGGCAAAAGAACAAGAAGUUCAAGGUCAUCCUCAACUACAUAAUGACUUGGGGCCAACCUGAGAUACAGGAGAUUCUUAGAAAUGCAUAUAUUUGUGUGUGUGCAUGUGUGUAAUUUUUUAAUAUAACAGAGAAACAUUUGAACAUAGGUUUUUGUAUGAAUAUAGCAUUUCAUAUCAUUGAAUUAAAAAAAACAGAAGAAUAAACUGCUGAAUUAUUGUCACUAACCUUUGGUAAACACUUCAGUGAAAGUUCCGGCCCUUUUCAUCGCUCCUCGACCUUUGAGGCCUGUCACAGGCGAGAGGAGUUAACAAGUGACCUAUGCUCUCGACCUCAAUUCAUUUAUCAAGCUAUUUGUUUUAGACAAGGUCUUUGACAGCCCAGACGAACUUUGAAUUCUUAAUCUUCCUAUCUCUAUCUCCCUUCCCAAGUACAGAGGUUUAAGGCCUGGAGGAGGAGACAGAGACACAGGAAGGCUCAGCAGAGGGACAGAGACAACAGAGAGGGAUGCCAGCUGUCAAUCUUCGGGUUUGUCUGCACCUUAGUUCAUGGGCACCGACCACCUACCUCCAGGGGAUGAGGAGCCAUCAUGUCGUCUGCUCGGCCCGCCACUGUGCUGGGUGCCAUGGAGAUGGGACGCCGCAUGGAUCAGACCUCCAGUGCAGCAUCGGUGCAAGCUUUCCUGAAGCGUGGCCACACUGAGAUCGACACCGCCUACGUGUAUGGGGAAGGCCAGUCAGAGACAACCCUGGGAGGCCUAGGGCUCGGGCUGGGCCACAGUGGCUGCAAAGUGAAAAUUGCAACCAAGGCUAUUCCAAUGUUUGGGAAGACAUUGAAGCCUGAUGAUGUCCGGUUCCAGUUGGAGACAUCACUGAAGCGGCUGCAGUGUCCCCGGGUGGACCUCUUCUACUUACACUUGCCAGACCACAACACCCCUAUAGAGGAGACACUGCAGGUCUGCCACCAGCUGCAUCAGGAGUCUGUGAUCCUUCUGUCUGGAGUAAAAGCCAUUGCAUUUCACAUACUGUACUGGAAGGAGGAACACUUCAAGGGCAUCGCUCUGGUGGAGAAGGCUCUGAAAUCCACCUAUGGCGCCAGCACCCCCAGUAUGACCUCUGCUGCCCUGCGGUGGAUGUACCAUCACUCACAGCUCAAGGGCGCCCAUGGGGAUGCGGUCAUUCUGGGCAUGUCCAGUCUGGAGCAAUUGGAGCAGAACUUGGCCUACGUUGAAGAAGGGCCCCUGGAGCCUGCUGUCGUGGAGGCCUUUGACCAAGCCUGGAACCUGUUUGCUCAGAAUUGUCCAAACUACUUCUCCUAAGCUAGAUCUAGUUUGGGGAGGUGUAGAGGUCACUGCCUGUCAGGUUGUGUUCUAGCCUGGCUAGUCUGGGCUGUGAGCUGAGUCAGCUGCUCUUUCCCUUCUCAUCCAGAUCUCUGAUGGUUUUUGUUUUGUUUUGUUUCUUUCUAUUGCC
Molecule: messenger RNA, 1842 nt
Organism: Microtus ochrogaster (prairie vole)
Lineage: Eukaryota; Metazoa; Chordata; Mammalia; Rodentia; Cricetidae
Product: aflatoxin B1 aldehyde reductase member 3-like
Exons: 6
Coding region: 963-1691 (242 amino acids)
Molecular function (GO): oxidoreductase activity
Source: RefSeq, a predicted model, not a curated record